This is a messenger RNA of Haliaeetus leucocephalus (bald eagle), 3948 nucleotides long. Its product is annotated as vascular endothelial growth factor receptor kdr-like. NCBI's taxonomy places the organism in Eukaryota, Metazoa, Chordata, Aves, Accipitriformes, Accipitridae. The record is from RefSeq and is a predicted model, not a curated record. The coding region runs from base 1 to 3948 and encodes 1315 amino acids. Gene Ontology annotation, molecular function: vascular endothelial growth factor receptor activity; ATP binding. Gene Ontology annotation, cellular component: signaling receptor complex; plasma membrane. The transcript is spliced from 30 exons. Gene Ontology annotation, biological process: protein phosphorylation; vascular endothelial growth factor receptor signaling pathway; positive regulation of kinase activity.
AUGGUCCCCAGGCCCAGCACCGCCCUGGCCGUCUAUGCCCUUCAGGGGCUGCUCCUGAUGCACGGUCUUGCUGAGGAAGAAUUUUUUGAGAAACCAACGCUAAGCAUUGCAAAAGACCACAUUGUCAUCUUACCAGGAGACACGCUAAAAAUAAAAUGCAGGGGAGCACCUUCUGUAAGCUGGCUUUUGAGGGGGGACCAGAAGGAAGACCCUCGAGUGCACAUAAGUAAUUGUCGCAAUAACACAAGGCAAAGCUGCAGCAUGCUCGUCAUCAGGAAAGUCAUAGCUAAUGACACUGGUUACUUCAUCUGCAAUCAUGAUGACUCCCCAUCUAAUGAGGAUCUCGCGGCCAAGAUUUAUGUGUUUGUUAAAGACUACAGAAAUCCAUUUGUGGAGAUUCACCCGGAACAUCCCGAAAUAAUCUACAUUUUAGAUGCUAAGAAAACGGUUGUUAUCCCUUGCCGAGUUACCUCGCCAGAUAUCAAACCUAAGCUUACCCAGUAUCCUUACUCUGUAGAGAUGAACUUCAAGAGGAUGGUGUGGGACCCACAAAAAGGAUUUGUCAUCCCCUCUCAUUCUUUUGUUUACUCUGGAGUACUCACAUGCACUGCAAAUGUCAAUGGAAGUGUGUUCACCUCCUAUUACCUAGCACAGAGACUGGAGGGCAGAGUACAGAACCUGGCUCUGAAAGCAACUCCCAAAAAACUGCUGGUUGGAGAAACUCUUUAUUUGGAAUGCAAAGCAGAAACCUUCAUCAAUGGGCGCAUUGAGCUCAUAUGGACAUGUCCCAGUGAGAGACACCCUUAUCCUAGAAGAACAAUAGACCAGACUGGCAUGGUGAAUAAAGUUGGCAGUAGCCUGACAAUUGAAAACGUCACCAUGCAAGACGGAGGCCUGUAUGUAUGCAAAACAUUCAACGUAACAAGGCUGGAGGCCAAUGUCACAGUUACAGUGUAUGACAAACCUUUCAUUACAGUUUCACAUAAGAAAGGGCCUUACUACGAGAUCACAUCAGGACACAAGUCACUGAAACUAGCUGCAAAGGUUGAUGCCUUUCCUCGUCCAAGCGUCACCUGGUACAAAGAUGGCAAACUGAUCAAGGAUAACCACACUUGCUAUGAGCCGGAUCCAAUGAAGUACAGACUGGGCAUAAGAGAUGUGAGACCAAAGCAUGCUGGAAACUACACCAUCGUCUUGAGCAAUGCAAAAUAUGGCCUGUAUAAGAACCUCACCAUGCAGCUGGUAGUGACAGAGAGACCCAAAAUCUAUGAAAAGGAAACUGAUUUUGAUAAGAUUGAGCGGGUGGAAUUACGAAGCAAACACAAAAUCCAGUGCACCGUAAGUGGGAAUCCUGACCCGAAGAUCGAGUGGAAGUGGCAGCCCUGCAGCCUCACAGACAUGCUAUGCAACCCCGAUGGGCAAAAAAUUGUGGUUCACGAGAACAUGUUAAUAGGCAACAAGAUCAGAAGCAUUGAAAACAUAACCAUGAAGCAUGGGGAUAAAAGAAAGAUUGUGAGCACACUAACUACGGAAAACAGCAGUGCAUCAGGAAUCUAUUACUGUGUGGCUUCAAACAAGAUCGGUGAAGAAGAGAGGAGCAUUGAGUUUUACGUCUCAGAUGUGCCAUUUGGGUUGCAAACAGACCCACAAGUCACAACCAUUGUGGGGAAUGAUGUCCGGCUGACCUGCCGGGCCUCCAAGUACAUCUACAGUCACCUGGCCUGGUAUUACCCCUCCUCAGAGGCGGCUCUCAGUGACGCAGUGAUCAAGACAACUGACAACUAUUCCAUUUCUUUGACAUUGGUCAUUACUAACAUCACGAAGGAACAGAGUGGUCUCUACAAGUGCAGAGCCCAGAACCAGCACAACAGCACCGACACACUAGAACAGCACACUCAGCUCCUCGUCAGAGCAAAGGCAGCACCGUAUGUGAUACAAAACCUCACAGAUCUGGAGGUUAACAUCAGCGGCAAGAUCAUUCUGGAGUGCAGAGUCAGUGGAACGCCAGAACCUCAAAUUACGUGGAGGAAGAAUGGCUACCCCAUUUCAGCAGCAUCAGGAAUUUCCAUGGAAAAUAAUACCCUGGUCAUUGAGCGAGUGAAAAAGGAUGAUGAAGGGCUCUAUGAAUGCAAAGCAUCUAACGACAUGGGCCAAGACAGCACAUCAGCCUUCAUUAAAAUACAAGGUUCUGAGGAGAAAUCCAACAUUGAAGUUAUCAUUUUGGUCUGCACUGGUCUAGCCGCUACCCUCUUCUGGCUUCUUCUGACCCUAUUCAUUCGGAAACUGAGAAAACCUGAUGCCACAGAUAUUAAAACAGGAUACCUGUCAAUUAUAAUGGAUCCAGAGGAAAUGCCUCUUGACGAGCAGUGUGACCGUCUUCCCUAUGACAGCAGUAAAUGGGAGUUCCCAAGAGACAGACUGCGGCUGGGUAAAACACUGGGUCAUGGUGCUUUUGGGAAGGUGGUGGAGGCGUCUGCUUUUGGCAUUGAUAAAUCUUCAACCUGCAAAACAGUUGCCGUAAAAAUGCUUAAAGCAGAAUGUGCAACUACUAAUGAAUGCAAGGCUUUAAUGUCUGAACUGAAGAUCCUCAUCCAUAUAGGACAUCACCUGAAUGUAGUCAACCUGCUGGGAGCCUGCACCAAAGCUGGAGGUCCUUUAAUGGUCAUAGUAGAAUAUUGCAAAUAUGGAAAUCUGUCCAACUAUCUAAGAGGAAAACGAGGAGAUUUCAUUGCAUACAAGUCCCAGGAAAACUCUGACCAAGCAGAGAAAAGUCUGGAUGAGUCCAACAGUGAUUUGACUGAACUGAUCAAGAGGCGUCUUGAGAGUGUUGCCAGCACAGGAAGCUCUGCCAGCUCAGGAUUUAUUGAAGAUAAGAGUUACAGCGAUUCAGAAGAUGAUGAAGAAGAUGCUGAGGAUCUGUACAAGCGUCCCCUGACUUUGGAGGAUCUGAUUUGCUAUAGCUUCCAAGUGGCAAAAGGCAUGGAGUUUCUCGCGUCCCGAAAAUGCAUUCAUCGGGAUUUGGCAGCAAGGAACAUCCUUCUUUCAGAGAACAACGUAGUUAAGAUCUGUGACUUCGGACUAGCCAGGGACAUUUAUAAAGACCCUGACUAUGUACGGAAAGGAGAUGCAAGACUUCCACUCAAAUGGAUGGCUCCAGAAGCUAUUUUCGACAAAAUUUACACAACCCAGAGUGAUGUAUGGUCUUUUGGAGUGCUACUAUGGGAAAUAUUUUCUCUAGGUGCCUCACCAUACCCUGGAGUGCAGAUAGAUGAGGACUUUUGCCGACGGCUCAAAGAAGGAACGCGGAUGAGAUCUCCAGAGUACUCUACUCCAGAAGUCUACCAGACAAUGCUGGAUUGUUGGCAUGGAGUACCCACAGAGAGGCCUACUUUCACUGAGCUUGUGGAGCGCUUAGGAGAUCUUCUUCAAGCCAAUGUACAGCAGGAUGGUAAAGACUAUAUUCCACUGAACAUCACCUUGUGUCCUGAUGGAGAAUCUAACUCCAAAACUUGCCCUGUGGAAGAAAACUUGAACAACUGUGUUAAUCGCUGGAGUGCAGUGGAAACUGGUAUCAACAGCAAGAAGCGACCACUGAGUGUGAAGACAUUUGAUGAGGUGCCAGUGGAAAAGGAGAAAGUGAUGCAUGAGGAGUCAGACAGUGGGAUGGUGUUGACGUCAGAUGAGAUAAAAAGCCCGAAGAGGCUGGAAAUCCGUUCUUGGCCUUACGGGAUUAUGGCUCUAGCGCGGAGAGCUGUUACCAAGAGCAAAGAAUCCAUACUAUCUGAUCAUGAGGCUGUCAAGUACCAGCCAGCAGUACAGGUAGAAGAGGACACCAUGGACUUCACACUGGAAGACUCUGUUCUCCUCCCUAUGGAUCCAAACCUGGAAUGCCACAGCCCACCUCCAGAUUACAACUCCGUCAUUCACUACUCGGCCCCUCCAGUGUAA